UCAUCUCCGGCAAAAUGGGAGGAGACAAGAAAAUAAAUUAUGCAGGAAGUGGGCUCGUCCCACUCGCUCAAGGUGUAUAAAGAAGGCCGUCCUCACUCUGCAACUCGUGCUUGGUGUGGCUGCGGUUUUUUGAGACUGGGGGCGCAGUCAGCAAUUGUCACAACGAUGCACGAGGCCCUGGGUUUCUGGAUCUUAUCAGCGGUGGUCUGUGUGGGACUUGGCCACCACCAUGUGGGCCACACUGACGGCCUAUCACAGGUCAUCUCAGGAAACAAAGAGUUUGCCUUCCAGAUGUACAGGAAGUUGGCGGCUCAUGCUAACAACCAGGGCAAGAACAUCUUUUACUCUCCGAGCAGCGUUUCCGUCUCCUUGGCUGCUUUGUCUGUCGGAGCCCGGGGGGACACCCACCAACAGCUGUUUAAUGGUCUGUAUUAUAACACCUCCCAAGUUACGCAGAAGGAUGUGAAUCAGGUCUUCAGCACGCUCAUCAAAAGGAGAGACAAUUCCUCGGACAUCAGUGAAGGGACCGCUUUGUUCCUGGAUGACACCUUCGAGCCAAAACCAGAGUUUGUGAAGGAUUUGAAAGAAUCCUUUUAUACACUGGUGUCAAAUGUUAACUUCCAGCAAACAACAGAAAGCGCGAAUACCAUCAACAAAUAUGUAUCAGAUAAGACCAACGGCUUGAUUGAAAAGUUGGUGGACAGCCUGGAUCCGAACACAAUCAUGUACCUCGUAAGCCACAUCUACUUCAAAGGAAAGUGGGACACUCCUUUUGAAACCGAGCAAACAAAAGAAGAUAUCUUCACUGUUGAUGAGAACACCAAGGUUCCUGUGCAGAUGAUGAACAAGAAGGCUAGUUUUCCCGUCUAUCGUGAUCUGGCAAUAAACACGACAGUCCUGCGCCUUCCCUUCAACAGCUCUUAUUCCAUGCUCCUGCUGUUGCCUGACAACAUGGCAGAGCUAGAAAAGGCAAUUUGUCCACAGCAUCUCGCUAAAUGGACAAAUUUGAUGGCAGUUUGGAAGUAUGACAUAUUUCUUCCAAAGUUCUCUAUUAAGACUGAGUACUUUCUGAAAGAAAUACUGAUUCAAAUGGGAAUGACUCACAUGUUUGACGGUCGAGCAGAUUUGAGUGGCAUUUCGGAGGGCCCGAAGCUGAUGGUCUCCAGUGUUGUGCACCAAGCUACCCUUGACGUUGACGAAUCAGGAGCCACUGCUGCAGGUGUCACAGGCAUUGGCAUCACCCUGACGUCCUCGCGUGUUACCCCUGUGUUGAAGUUCAAUCGUCCAUUCAUGCUUCUCAUCACUGAAAACGGCACACAUGAUAUUCUCUUUUUGGGUAAAAUAAUUAAUCCCAAUCAAUUUAACAGAGAGGAACAGAGAAUGUUGAUCCAACACACCACGAAGGAACAGCGGCUACUUAGCCAGCAAGCUAAGCUGAAAAGGGGGAAGUCCACAACGAUGCAUGCAGCCCUGGGUUUCUGGAUCUUAUCAGCGGUGGUCUGUGUGGGACUAGGCCACCACCAUGUAGGCCACACUGAUGAUGGCCUGUCACAGGUCACCUCAGGAAACAAAGAGUUUGCCUUCCAGAUGUACAGGAAGUUGGCGGCUCAUGCUGACAACCAGGGCAAGAACAUCUUUUACUCUCCGAGUUGCGUGUCUGUCGCCUUGGCCGCUUUGUCUGUCGGAGCCCGGGGGGACACCCACCAACAGCUGUUUAAUGGUCUGUAUUAUAACACCUCCCAAGUUACGCAGAAGGAUGUGAAUCAGGUCUUCAGCACGCUCAUCAAAAGGCGAGACAAUUCCUCGGACAUCAGUGAAGGGACCGCUUUGUUCCUGGAUGACACCUUUGAGCCAAAACCAGAGUUUGUGAAGGAUUUGAAAGAAUCCUAUUAUUCCCAUGUGUCAAAUGUUAACUUUGAGCAAACGACAGAAAGUGUUAAUACCAUCAACAAAUAUGUAUCUGGUAAGACCAACGGGUUGAUCGAGAAGUUGGUGGACAGCCUGGAUCCGACCACAAUCAUGUACCUCGUAAGCCACAUCUACUUUAAAGGAAAGUGGGACACUCCUUUUGAAACCGAGCAAACAAAAGAAGAUAUCUUCACUGUUGAUGAGAACACCAAGGUUCCUGUCCAGAUGAUGAACAAGGAGGAUAGUUUUCACGUCUAUCAUGAUCUGGAGAUAAACACGACAGUCCUGCGCCUUCCCUUCAACAGCUCUUAUUCCAUGCUCCUGCUGUUGCCUGACAACAUGGCAGAGCUAGAAAAGGCAAUUUGUCCACAGCAUCUUGCUAAAUGGACAAAAUGGAUGAAAAUCAGGGAGUAUAACAUAUUUCUUCCAAAGUUCUCUAUUAAGACUGAGUACUCUCUGAAAGAAAUACUGAUGCAAAUGGGAAUGACUCACAUGUUUGACAGUCGAGCAGACUUGAGUGGAAUUUCGGAGGGCCAGAAGCUGAUGGUCUCCAGUGUUGUGCACCAAGCUGCCCUUGACGUUGACGAAUCAGGAGCCACCGCCGCAGCUGCCACAGGCAUUGGCAUCACCCUGAUGUCUUUACAUCAUGUCCCCGUGUUGAAGUUCAAUCGCCCAUUCAUGCUCCUCAUCACUGAAAACAGCACACAUGAUAUUCUCUUUUUGGGCAAGAUAAUUAAUCCCAACAAUUGAUGGAUGACGGCUGAU
This is a messenger RNA of Syngnathoides biaculeatus (alligator pipefish), 2673 nucleotides long. RefSeq lists its product as uncharacterized. Bases 40 to 2658 code for a protein of 872 amino acids. The transcript is spliced from 12 exons. Lineage: Eukaryota; Metazoa; Chordata; Actinopteri; Syngnathiformes; Syngnathidae. Gene Ontology annotation, molecular function: serine-type endopeptidase inhibitor activity. The record is from RefSeq and is a predicted model, not a curated record. Gene Ontology annotation, biological process: negative regulation of endopeptidase activity.